AUGUCCCGCAAACACGGCACCUCGACACCCGGCUCCGGCCAGAACCAACACGACCCCCAACCCCUGCUCCUCCACUACCAGUCCCCCGCCUCUGAAUGGUCCGAGGCCCUGCCAAUCGGCAACGGGCGGCUGGGCGCCAUGGUCCAUGGGCGAACACACACCGAGCUGCUCCAGCUCAACGAGGACUCGGUCUGGUACGGCGGCCCGCAGGACAGGACCCCGAGAGACGCGCUCCGUCACCUGCCGCGGCUCCGGCGGCUGGUCCGAGACGAGAGGCACGCCGAGGCCGAGGCGCUGGUGCGCGAGGCCUUCUUCGCGACGCCGGCGAGCAUGAGGCACUACGAGCCGCUCGGCAACUGCACCGUUGAGUUCGGCCAUGCUGUCGAGGACAUGACGGAGUAUCGGAGGUGUCUGUGUCUCGAGACGGCGCAGACUAGUGUUGAGUAUCGACAUCGAGGGGUCUCGUAUCGUCGGGAUGCCGUCGCCAGUUUCCCGGACAACGUGCUGGCGGUGAGAUUUUCUUCUUCGAAGCCGACUCGGUUCGUCGUGCGAUUAAACCGCGUUAGCGAGAUUGAGUGGGAGACGAACGAGUUUCUCGACAGUAUCCAUGCAGAAGAUGGACGAAUCGUGUUGAACGCGACGCCGGGCGGCCGGAAUAGUAACAGCUUGUCCAUCGCCCUGGCAGUUUCCUGCGACGACGCGGCGGACUCCGUGGAAGUGAUCGGCAACGCAUUAAUCGUCACUUCAUCCGCGUGCACCAUCGCCAUCGGCGCCCAAACAACCUACCGAACCCAGGACCCCGAGGCAGCAGCCGUAGACAACGUUCUCAAAGCGUUACAGCACCCCUGGGCCACCCUCGUUCAACGUCAUCGAGAAGAUUACCAGAACCUCUUCAACCGGACGAGCCUACGAAUGUCCCCCGACGCCAGCCACGUACCAACAGACCAGAGAAUCAAAGAAGGCCGAGAUCCGGGACUUGUCGCGUUGUACCAUAACUACGGCAGAUACCUCCUCAUAUCAUGCAGCCGCGAUUCCGAAAAAGCCCUGCCGGCAACCCUGCAAGGUAUUUGGAACCCGUCGUUCGCGCCGCCGUGGGGGUCCAAGUACACCAUCAACAUCAACCUGCAGAUGAACUACUGGCCGGCGGGACCAUGCAAUCUGGUCGACUGCGCCAUGCCGGUUCUCGAUCUGUUGGAGAGGAUGGCUGUCCGUGGGGAGAAGACUGCUUCGGUCAUGUAUGGCUGCAAGGGCUGGUGCGCGCAUCAUAACACGGAUAUCUGGGCGGACACGGACCCUCAAGACCGGUGGAUGCCCUCUACAAUCUGGCCACUCGGUGGUGUUUGGCUGUGUAUCGACGUAUUUGAAAUGUUGCAGUACCAGUACGAUGAGGAUCUUCAUACACGAGCGGCGGCCGUUUUGGAAGGGAGUAUUAUCUUCCUGCUUGACUUCCUGAUACCAUCGGCUUCCGGGAAGUAUCUGGUCACAAACCCUUCGCUCUCCCCCGAGAACACGUUCUUGUCAGAGUCAGGAGAAGCAGGUAUCCUCUGCGAAGGCUCUGCCAUAGACAUGACCAUCAUCCGGAUCGCUUUCAGGAAAUUCUUAUGGAGCACUGAUACGCUGGACAGAGAUCAUCCCCUCAGAAGCAAAGUCGAAGAGACUCUAAAAAGGCUUCCUCCACUAUCAAUAAACUCAGACGGACUGAUCCAAGAAUGGGGCCUGAAAGACUACGAAGAGCAAGAACCCGGCCACCGGCACGUAUCCCAUUUAUUCGGCCUCUACCCAGGCGACUUCAUAAGCCCGUCCAGAUCACCCGAGCUCGCAGCGGCAGCCAAGCGCGUCCUCGAACGCAGGGCAGCCCACGGCGGCGGCCACACGGGCUGGAGCCGAGCAUGGCUGCUGAACCUCCACGCAAGACUGCUCGACGCCGAAGGCUGCGGCCAGCACAUGGACCUCCUGCUCAAGGGCUCGACGCUGUCGAACAUGCUCGACAGCCACCCGCCCUUCCAGAUCGACGGCAACUUUGGGGGAUGCGCCGGGAUUUUGGAGUGUCUGGUGCAGUCGACCAUCGUUUCGAAGGACGUGGUGGAGAUCAGGCUGCUGCCGUCGUGUCCGAAAGAAUGGUCCCAAGGCGAGCUUUCCGGGGUUCGUACGAAAGGCGGCUGGCUCGUGUCGUUGGGAUGGCGAGAUGGAGGUGUCAUCCAGUCAGCCUCUGUGGAGAGUCCCGAGUCCGAGGAUUCCGAGGCUCACGUUGUUCUUCCAGGAGGCUCCUGUAUUGUCAUUCGUCCCGACGCUGCAUGUUCGAAACAUGAUCUUGUUUAG
Messenger RNA from Colletotrichum karsti, 2319 nucleotides. RefSeq names its product alpha-l-fucosidase. NCBI's taxonomy places the organism in Eukaryota, Fungi, Ascomycota, Sordariomycetes, Glomerellales, Glomerellaceae. Bases 1 to 2319 code for a protein of 772 amino acids. The transcript has a single exon. Gene Ontology annotation, molecular function: alpha-L-fucosidase activity. The record is from RefSeq and is a predicted model, not a curated record. Gene Ontology annotation, biological process: carbohydrate metabolic process.